Homarus americanus (American lobster) is the source of this 2160-nucleotide messenger RNA. Its product is annotated as pre-mRNA 3' end processing protein WDR33-like. The transcript has 8 exons. Bases 1 to 2160 code for a protein of 719 amino acids. Lineage: Eukaryota; Metazoa; Arthropoda; Malacostraca; Decapoda; Nephropidae. The record is from RefSeq and is a predicted model, not a curated record.
AUGGGCCUGGGCUGGCUCCCCAGGGCCAUCCCAGGAGUGGUGGACACCCCAGGAACCCUCCUAGGUGCCGCUGACGCCCCCAGGGUGCCCCCAGUGGGCGACGGUGCCCCGAGGGGCCCACUGCAACAUCAGCGUCCUCCGGGGCGCAUUCUCGGGAACAAUGGGACCCCAGUGACCCUGACUGGGCAACAGAUCGGGGAGGACCAGCUUGGGGCAGCGCAGCUACGAGUUCAUCCCAGAGACGGGAAACAGAGCCUCAGGGACCAUCACAGAGACCCUCCCAGGGAAGGCGGCACCUCAAGGACACUCCCAGAGGCAUCCACACCGCAGAGACCUUUCGGGGACGUUGGUGCCCCAGAGACCUUCUUAAGUCCGACCGGGCCCCUAUGGAACCCCAGAUGCGACGGGCCCCAGGGGCCCUCGCAGCAUCAGCGGCAUCCUGGGCAUUCUCAGGAGCAAUGGGACCCCAGUGACCUGACUGGAGCAGCCCGGAUCCCGGAGGACCAACCCAGGAGCAGCGCAGCCCCGAGGACCAUCAGAGGCGAGGUCAGGGGCGGUGGCGGCACCAGGAACUCUCCAUGGUCGGUGGCGCGCCCAGGAGGUCCUCAGGGGCAGCAUUGGUGCAUCUGGGGUCCCUCUCAUUGGAAGAGGAGUGCUCAGGGAUCAUUCCAGGAAACAAGAGCCUCAGGGACCAUCACAGAAACCCUCCAGAGGCGGCACCCCUCAAAAGGACACUCCCAGAGGGCAUCCACCACCAGAGAUUUAACUCACGGGGCGUUAGUGCCCCAGAACCUUCUUAGAGGUCGGCGGGGCCCUAUGGCAUGCUUGGUGGUGGACACCCCAGGAACCCUCCUAGGUGCGUGUGGCGCCCCAGGGUGCCCCCCAGUAGCGACCGGGCCCCAGGGGCCCUCGCAACAUCAGCGGCAUCCUCGGGCAUUCUCAGGGCAAUGGGACCCCAGUGACCCUGACUGGAGCAUGAGGAUCGGAGGACCAACUUGGGGCAGCGCAGCCCCAGGGGACCAUCGAGGCGGGUCAGGGCAGUGGCUCACCAGGAACUCUUCCCCGCUCUGGUCAAGGUGGCGGAGGAGUCCCUCCCAGGGGCGGUGGUGCACCUGGGGCCCCUCUCAUUGGAAAAGAGGAGUGCUCGGGGACCAUUCAGGGAAACAGAGGCCUCAGGGACCAUCACAGAGACCCUCCCAGGGAAGCGGCACCUCAAAGGACACUCCCAGGGGGCAUCCACACCACAGAGACCUUUCCGGGGGCGUUAGUACCCUAGACCUUCUUAGAGGUCGAAGGCGGGGGCCCUAUGGCAUGCUUGUUUGUGCCCCAGUGGCGGCUGGGCCCCAGGGGCCCUCGCAGCAUCAGCGGCAUCCUCAGGCGCAUUCUCAGGAACAAUGGGACCCCAGUGACCUGACUGGAGCAGCGGUUCCCGGAGGGACAGCCCAGGGGGCAGCGCGGCCCCAGGGAGGACCAUCGGAGAGGAAGCGAGCCUCCAGGGACCAUCCCAGAGACCCUCCCAGGGAAGGCGGCACCUCAGGGACACUGCAGGGGCAUCCCACACCCCCAGAGCCCAUUCCGGGGACGUUAGUGCCCCCAGAGACCUUCUUAGAGCUGAUCCGCGGGGACAACCCAGAACGCGCAGCCCCCCAGGAACCAUCCAGAGCGGUUCAAGAAGCGGUGGCGCGCAGGAACUCGCAGAAGAAGGGUGGGUGGGCGCCCGAGGAGUCCCCUCCAGAGGCGGUGGUGCACCUGGGGUCCUCUCAUUGGAAGAGUAGUGCUCAGGGACCAUUCCAGGUGAAACAGAGCCUCAGGGACCAUCACAGAGACCCUCCCAGGGGAAAGCGGCACCUCAAGGACACUCCCAGGGGCAUCAUACCCACCAGAGACCUUUCGGGGGCGUUAGUGCCCCAGAGACCUUUUAGAGGCCUAAAACUCCCAGGGGCCCAGCCCAGAAUUGGUGGGCACCCCAGGAACCCUCUAGGUGCUGCGGCCCCAGGGUGCCCCGAGUGGCGACCGGGCCCCAGGGGCCCUCGCAACAUCAGCGGCAUCCUCAGGCGCAUUCUCAGGAGCAUUGGGACCCCAGUGACCCUGACUGGGCAACUGAUCCGCGGGGACCAACCCAGGGCAGCGCAGCCCAGGGACCAUCCAGGGGCGGUUUAA